AUGGCUUCCUUAGUAUCUUCAGGUUUAAGCGCAGAAGCUCCCGAAUUUCUCCCCAGCAACCAACUGCAUACACUUCACCCACCAUCCCUCACUUUCGCUCCUCUCACACAUCAACUCUCUUACCCUUUUUUCUAUUACUACUAUCCCGCUGCCACAAGACACCAUUUUCAUUCAUCAACUUUCUUUUCCUUUCGCUUUCAUACAAACCACCAUCUCACCACCGCAACUCCUACUUUUCCACCGUCUAUCCCUAUGCAAAAAGAAGUAGCGGUUGAGGCGGCAUCUGCAGAGGGUAAUUAUUCCAAACAGGUUUUAAGUGACGGACAAAUGGAAGACCGUUGUUCUCACACAUUGAGAAUCCCAAGGACUGAGUGGAGGAGGAAGGGAGUAGAUGUUUCUGAAAAAGAGAGUUCGAGAAAGAAUCAUCACAGUAAACAUGAACUACACUCUAGGGCUUCCACCGAGCGGAAAAAUAAAGAAAGUGCUUUUCCCGUGGUUCCCGUUCGUCCCGAUGGAGAUGAAACAACCGUAAUGAUUAAAAACAUUCCUAGCAAAUAUACUCGAGACAUGAUAGUGAAGUUCUUGGAGAACCAUUGCAUGGUUGAAAACGCCAAAGAUCGAGAAAAUGGAGAAGAAAACACUUACUCCUUUGAUUUUGUCUACUUACCGAUAGAUUUCAGAACUGGGCUGAACAAAGGAUAUGCCUUUGUAAAUUUCACUGAGGCUAGUGCAGCUUGGAGAUUUGUUCAGACAGCAUCCAAUCAGAAAUGGGAAUUGUUCCUUUCCCAUAAGAUACGUGAUGUGGUUGCCGCACGUCUUCAGGGAAAGGAUAAAUUAGAGAAACACUUUGUAAGUGUAAAUUUUCCCUGUGAGUCCGAGGAAGUUCUGCCUCUGUGCUUUAGUCCACCUCGGGAUGGUGUAAUCAAAGGAACCCAAAGGACACUGGGGAGGCUUCUCUACAAGCACAAGUAG
Lathyrus sativus (Indian pea) is the source of this 972-nucleotide messenger RNA. The record is from the annotation of a GenBank genome assembly. NCBI's taxonomy places the organism in Eukaryota, Viridiplantae, Streptophyta, Magnoliopsida, Fabales, Fabaceae.